Messenger RNA from Chaetomium fimeti, 2561 nucleotides. RefSeq lists its product as uncharacterized. Lineage: Eukaryota; Fungi; Ascomycota; Sordariomycetes; Sordariales; Chaetomiaceae. The transcript is spliced from 4 exons. Bases 138 to 2561 code for a protein of 807 amino acids. Gene Ontology annotation, cellular component: nucleus. Gene Ontology annotation, molecular function: RNA polymerase II cis-regulatory region sequence-specific DNA binding; DNA-binding transcription activator activity, RNA polymerase II-specific; zinc ion binding. The record is from RefSeq and is a predicted model, not a curated record. Gene Ontology annotation, biological process: regulation of transcription by RNA polymerase II; DNA-templated transcription.
AAACUUAUUAACAUACCUAGGUAAUCUUGUCGGCAACGAAGUCGGGGAAUUCGCCGAGGAGACCCAUACCCCUAAACCUAUUGCUCAUCAUCCACGUAACCACCCGGGGCCCGCCUCACCACUUGCAGCUUGCUUCGAUGGAUCCCACAAGGGCCACGCGGCCCCUAUCUCCCAUGAUGAGUCCGAUCCGCCGCCGUCGAAGGCCGGCUCUCUCCUGUCAGGAAUGCCGCCGCCGCAAAAUCAGAUGCGACCACAACAACCCCUGCGCACAUUGCACUCGCCAAAAAACAAAGUGUGUCUACAAACCUUUUACCUACUAUGAGCCAAGCGACCACACCGGCGACAGCCCCGUAAGCUCCAUAAGUCCUCGGCCGACAAGCACGACUGCAACAGCAAGCCCGCCGCCGACGACCCGCAUUUCUCUUCCGACGCCACUCUCAAGGGUACUGAGUCGACAGACGGUCGAGACUACUCCAGCGACCCAAGAUGCUUCGUUUCUCGUCCCAGUCACCACCUCCCAAGACGUGGAACUGCCAUCGCCAAAUCAAGAUGGCCAGCACCGGAAUCAAAGGGAGCGGGAUCCCAGCUUCUGUGGCCUUAUAAAUCGGAUAGCGAAGCUCGAAGAGUCCGUGGCAGCCCGGAAAUGGACCGGCGAUAUCCCUGCCUCCAAUGUGCUGUCCGAGCCUAGUAAGGACCGACGCCCCCUCCAUGUCGAGGGCCAACAACUGCCCGGAACACAGGACUGGCAGCCCCUCCAGAACAAGCCGCGGGACUGGGGCCGCACCCGCUGGGUGGGUGACACCACCGAGUUCGCCGUCGUCAUGGCCUGCUACGCCGAGAUCGUGGGCAAGAAUAGCAAGAACCCUGCGUUCCAGACCCCCGACGCCGCGGCGCUGAUCGCCCAGGCUGCCGAAGCCCUUCAGGGGUGUAAGAACAGAGCGAAGAGCAUCAAGGUUGCCCGGCCGACUAGGGGUCUGCCAUCUCCUUACGCCUGUCUCGCGCCGCCUUCGCUCGAGGGUAGCGACGAAGAUGGCCGAGCUCUAUUUUACCUCCUUCGAGUCCACAGGCUAACACCGAACUAUACUAGACACCGAAUCCUCCACGCUCCCACCUUUUGGGCGGAGUACCAUAAAUACUGGGACCAUCCGGGAAGCGUCUCCGAGGACGCCCGCCAUAGGAUCCUUCUUGUCAUCGGGAUAGGGUCGAGCGUCUAUGACCACGGGGACAUAGCCGCCAUCCAUCGCAACACGGAGUCAGUGCACCAGUGGAUCUACGCUGCCGAGACCUGGCUAUCCGGGCCGUUGGAAAAAGACCGGCUUGACGUCAAGGCGCUACAAAUCCACUGCCUAACCGUGCUAGCCCGUCAGAUCUUCUCCAUCGGCGGGGACACGGUGUGGGUGUCGAUGGGAUCGCUCCUCCACGGGGCUAUGCAGAUAGGCCUCCACCGCGACCCCAAAAACCUCCCAGACAUGUCGUUGCUGCAGGCCGAGCUUCGCCGGCGCUUGUGGGCAACCAUCCUGGACUUGAUUGUCCAGUCUUCCCUGGAUGCUUGGAUGCCACCGCGCCUCUCGCUCGAAGAAUUCGACACGGAACUCCCGGCCAACGUCAACGACGACGAGAUUAGCGAGACAACUACCACGCUCCAGCCACACCCUAAAGAAACAUUCACCUCGACCUCGCUUCAGCUCGCCCUCUCCGCCUCGCUCCCAACCCGCCUCGGCAUCGUGCAGUUCCUUAACAACCUGAACUCGGACCGGUCCUACCACCGCGCUCUUGCUCUUACAGCGGAGCUGACCGCAUCCAUCAGCGCCAACAGCACCCUCUUUGCACCAAACAACAGGGCCGAACCCAGCAGCAGCGGCGGCAGCAGUGGCGACAGCAGUGGCGACAGCAGUAGCAACGCUUUCCACCGCAGCCUGCUCGACUAUCUCACGCGGCGCUUCCUCAUCCCGCUACACAUACCGUUCAGCCACCAGGCGCGCACGAACCCGCUCUUCCACUACUCGCUCAAGGUCAGCCUCGACGCCGCGCUGGCGCUGGUCUCACACGUGCCGGAGGAGGGCAACGACCGGUUCGGCAAGCUGAUCUCGAUCGCGGGAGGCAUGCUCCGGGACGGGCUGCGGUACGCGACGUCGGCGAUUAGUCUAGAGUUGCUUUCGCACGUCGAAACCCAACUCCGCGACGGCUCCCUCCCCCUCACCUCGCACACCCGCACCACCCUCACCCACGUCCUCGAACGCAUCAUCACGCUUGCCGAAGCACGCAUCCGCCGCGGCGAGACCAACGUCAAGAUCCACAUGUUCCUGCGCAUGGUGCUGGCGCAGGUGCGCGCGGUGGAAUCCCGGGUUGAUGAAAACGAUGUGGCGGUUGCGGUUGCGGUGGCUAGGGCGGCGAGGGAUAGUCUGCGGUUUUCGGAGGGGUGGUCGGUGUUGGAUGGGUCGCCUGGGGAUGAGGGGGGUUUUGAUGGGUUGGGGAUGGAGGCGAUGCAGGGGUUUGACUUUGACGGGUUUGGGGAGGAGUUUGCCUGGGAGAGCUUCUUUCCGGACGGGCGGUUUAGUUGA